AUAAGCCACGGGCUGACCAGGCUGAUCACAUGAGGCGAGUAUGGUUGUUCACUUUGACAGUUUGUGAUAAGUAGAUCACGAUGAAUAGAUUCGAGUACGCUGAUUCUCGGCUUAUGCCGAGUGAAACUUAUGUGAGACGUGAUAUGGCUGUACGUCUCUAUGAUGGCGAUACAAAGACAAACUUUGAAGGUGGUGAACUAAUCUUAACUAGUCACAGAAUACUUUGGGGUAGACCUGGUGAUAUACCACGAGGUAAUACCUGUUUAUCACUGUCACUCCGACAUGUCGUUUUCUUUGAAGAAGAAAAUCCUGGACCGUUCUCGUUUGGACGUAGCAAGAAAAUUGUAUUACAUCUUUCUGAACCUGCUGUCGAUAAGAUGCCUGGUCCAGCAGAUAAUAGUUCAUACAAUUAUGUCAAGUUGUCAUUUAAAGAAGGCCUGGAUUCAAAUUUUAUAACACAAUUAUCUGAUACUAUUAUGAGAAGAGUGUGGGAGUUUGCUCCUGCCGGAGGCUUAAUUUUGCCUAAUAAUGCGCAUAAUAGUCAAGGAAACUCAAAGCUGCUACCUCAAAUAAAAACGCGGACGGGUAUCAUAGGCAUCGAGAGGAGUUUGCAAGAGAAGCAAAAAGAAACUGAUGAAAGUAUAUCGUUGGCAUUUCAAGAUCUCACGAAACUUAUGGAUAUGGCUAAAGAUAUGGUGGCCGUUUCAAAGACAAUUUCAGCUAAAAUAAGGGCGAGGCAAGGAGACAUAACAGAGGACGAAACUGUCAGAUUCAAGGCUUAUCUAAUGAGUUUAGGUAUUGACGAUCCAGUCACAAGGGAUGCGUACAAGAGCAGCAAUGAAUACUUUAUACAAUUAGCGAAGCAACUUGCAUAUAUAUUGGAAGAACCAAUAAACGAAGUAGGAGGCAUGAUGACACUUACGGACGUUUACUGCCGUGUAAACAGAGCAAGAGGUUUGGAACUUCUAUCGCCUGAAGAUUUAUUACACGCCAGUAGACAGUUGGCACCUUUAGAUUUACCAAUUGUAUUGAGAAGCUUUGAUAGUGGUGUUAUGGUUCUCCAAAUACGCUCUCACAACGAUAACUCCGUCGCUGAUCGCAUAAUGGAGUUGUUGAAAGAGAAAGGAUCCAUGACAGCCGAAGAUCUCGCACAGUCAGAGGGUAUAUCAGUAUUAUUAGCACGUGAGAGAUUGCUAGUCACUGAGAAGCAUGGCAAAGCCUGCAGGGACGACUCGAUAGAGGCUUUGAAAUUCUAUCCUAAUCUGUUUCUAGAAGAAAUAUCUAGUGAAUGAUUUUUAAGCUGCCACGUAUGAGCAAAUGUCCUGUUAAUGUAAUCAGAUUGAUGCUGGCCAUUAUUAUGUAACACCAGUGCAUUUCAUGCUUUUAUAUAUUUCUCCACGUGCUCGAAGUGUAACUAAAUUAAACUCAAUUAGAGUUAAACUAGCAUGUAAAAUAUAAAUAAUAUAAUAUCUAUUUUUAAGAAGA
Linepithema humile (Argentine ant) is the source of this 1485-nucleotide messenger RNA. It is a transcript of the gene Vps36, whose product is annotated as vacuolar protein sorting 36. Gene Ontology annotation, cellular component: late endosome membrane; ESCRT II complex. Gene Ontology annotation, molecular function: phosphatidylinositol-3-phosphate binding; ubiquitin binding. Gene Ontology annotation, biological process: protein transport to vacuole involved in ubiquitin-dependent protein catabolic process via the multivesicular body sorting pathway. Lineage: Eukaryota; Metazoa; Arthropoda; Insecta; Hymenoptera; Formicidae. The record is from RefSeq and is a predicted model, not a curated record.